GUCGUUGUCACGUGUUCUAAAGACUACGGCUGGCGUAUUAAUACCCCUCUCCAUCUUGGCAAAUGUCAUUAGAAAUGCGUCUUAGGAUUCUCGGCCAUUUCUUCGAGAUUUAGCACCUAUCUUCUGUCUCUCUCGCCAUCUCUUUCUUUCUUCUCCAAUGAAGGCCACGCUCUCAGACUAUUCUCCCUCAAGCGUGCCUCUCAUUCUUGAUGAGAAGCAAAAUGGGCUGGCUCAUAAACUAGAGGAAGUGGAGUCGAACUGUCAUCCCUCCAGUACAACCAACAUCUCAUUCUUCAAAACAUGUUUUAAUGGGCUCAAUGCUUUGUCAGGAGUGGGGAUACUAUCAGUUCCAUAUGCACUAGCAUCGGGAGGAUGGUUAAGCUUGAUACUUAUAUUUGUUAUAGCCAUUGCAGCCUUUUACUCUGGCUUGUUGAUACAAAGAUGUAUGGAUAUGGAUCCUGAUAUCAGAAGUUAUCCUGAUAUUGGCAAUCGCGCAUUUGGGAACAAGGGAAGACUACUGGUUUCAGUUGUCAUGUACAUAGAGCUCUAUCUUGUUGCGACAGGAUUCCUGAUUCUAGAAGGGGAUAACUUAUAUAACUUGUUCCCCAACUCGGGAUUCGAAAUGGCAGGGAUAACGAUCGGAGGAAAACAAAUGUUCGUUAUCAUUGUGGCAGUCGUAAUUUUGCCUUCGGUUUGGUUGGAUAACCUGAGCCUUCUUUCCUAUAUCUCUGCCAGUGGGGUUUUAGCUUCGGUUAUCAUCCUCUGCUCGAUCUGGUGGACUGGUGUGUUUGAUGGAAUUGGAUUUCAUGGAAAGGGGACACCUCUUAAUUGGAAUGGGAUACCCACAGCUGUUAGCUUAUAUGCUUUCUGUUAUUGUGCGCAUCCGGUCUUCCCUACACUCUACACUUCCAUGAGAAACAAACGUCAGUUUACUAAUGUCUUGUUCCUCUGCUUUACCUUAUGCACUGUCAGCUAUGCGUCAAUGGCAGUUUUAGGUUACUCAAUGUUUGGCUCAAAUGUUCAAUCACAGAUAACUCUGAGCCUCCCAAUUGACAAACUUAGCUCUAAGGUGGCAAUAUACACCACCUUGGUCAAUCCCGUAGCCAAAUAUGCAUUGAUGGUGACACCUAUUGUGAAUGCUACCAAAAGUUGGUUUCCAUGUCAAUACAACAAAAGGAUAUACGGCCUCUUAAUUAGUACCUCCCUUGUAAUCAGCACUGUCAUUGUGGCCCUGGUUGUCCCCUUCUUUGCGAAUCUCAUGUCACUGGUUGGAGCGUUUUUAAGUGUCAUGGGUUCGAUUAUACUACCAUGCUUAUGCUACUUGAAGAUCUCGGGCACUUAUCACCGAUUAGGACUUGAAAUGGUGGUUUUAUGGGGUAUGAUACUAAUGGGUGUUGCAGUUGGAAUAGUUGGUACCUAUGCAUCUCUUGUAGAAAUAAUAGGGCAUCUGAGAGCAGAUGGUUUGUCUUCGUUGAUCGUAAGUAGGGCAUGGUCGCCUUACUAAAAGCUGCAGAGCUGUUUCAUGUUUUAGCCUUUUAGACAAACUCUGAUCUGUACAACUUAUACAGAGCAGAAACUAAAGAAUGUAAUAUCCUGAAGUUAUGGAGCUUCUUUAUUUCUCCUAGGCGAAAGAACUAUUUUUCUAAAGUGUGGAAACUUGCUUCAUUUACAGGAGAGCUAUUUGUUCACAUUCUGAUAAUAACAGCAGCAUGUUUGUAGCCAA
Molecule: messenger RNA, 1723 nt
Organism: Carya illinoinensis
Lineage: Eukaryota; Viridiplantae; Streptophyta; Magnoliopsida; Fagales; Juglandaceae
Product: amino acid transporter AVT1I-like
Exons: 3
Coding region: 158-1504 (448 amino acids)
Cellular component (GO): plasma membrane
Source: RefSeq, a predicted model, not a curated record